AAUGUUUCAUUGAAGUGAAGUUUGCAUCAAUUCACCAUUCGGCUCUUGGAUCAAAUUCCAGUUCGUUUCACAAAAUUCGUUUAAAUCGCUUAAAAAAUGGCAAAAUUAGUAACGGGGGCACCAGCUCUAGUCAGUAAACUUAUGGCUCAAGCACAACCUAAAUUCGCAACGUUUCUUAAAUACGCCAGUGUUGAAUUAGCCCCACCGAGCCCUGGUGAUAUCCCAGCUAUUCGUCAAGGAAUUGCCAAAAUUAUUCGUGGUGCAAAAGAUGGCAAAUGGAAGCAAACCCCGGUUAGGGAGGCUUGGUUGAAUACUCUUGUUACCGUCGAAGUUUUAUGUUGGUUUUAUGUAGGUGAAUGUAUUGGAAAACGUCAUCUUGUAGGCUACGAUGUUUAAGUGAAUAUUUUUGAAGGGUUAUAAAAGAAUAUUUCGAUUAGUGGUUAUGUAAUAAUAAAUAUCGAUUAUAAAAUA
This is a messenger RNA of Onthophagus taurus, 471 nucleotides long. RefSeq names its product ATP synthase, subunit G (gene ATPsynG). NCBI's taxonomy places the organism in Eukaryota, Metazoa, Arthropoda, Insecta, Coleoptera, Scarabaeidae. Gene Ontology annotation, molecular function: proton transmembrane transporter activity. The record is from RefSeq and is a predicted model, not a curated record. Gene Ontology annotation, biological process: proton motive force-driven ATP synthesis.